AACACAAAAACAUUUUUCAAAUUCUUAUCAGUUCAAAAUUUGCGUGUACUUGUACUUGUUGUCGUUGUUAUUGUUUUCUAGUAAACAAGAAACUAUGCAAUAAAUCGAUUAAUCGAUCGGCCGUUCAAAUAUUCUGAAUUCAUUUGAAAUAUAUGGGUUUAUUCUGGGCAAAAUAUUAACAGUUUGAAAAAAGUAUUCAGAAGAUUAAGACGUGCUUGAAAUUAUUUUUACAAUAAAUAAAUUAUUUAAAUUAAUAAUAUUAGUAAUAAUAAAGAAACAAAAAGUGUUUGAAAUUAUUACAAAAAUUAAAGUUAGUUACAAAAUGAAUUCCAAUAUUACUUCGAGUGUGGAAAUUACUGCCGAUUCAACAACAGCAAAUUGUUGUGGUGACAAAAGUUUGUGCAAAAAAUCCUUUCCCGACAAAAAAUACAAAGAAAUCCAGCCGAAGGGGAAAGACGUGUCAGGCCUUACAUGUGAAUGUGGUGUGUUUGCGGCAAUUGCAUGUGGUGAUUGGCCAACACAGAUUGAUAUCGCUCAAGUCAUCUGUUUGGGUCUGGUUGCCUUGCAACAUCGUGGUCAAGAAUCGGCUGGCAUUGCAACCAGUGAUGGCAAAUCAUCGAAAAAAUUCAAUGUCCACAAGGGCAUGGGCAUGAUUAACAAUCUGUUUAAUGAUGAUGCCAUCAAGAAAUUGCGGGGAAAUUUGGGAAUUGGUCAUACACGUUACUCCACAGCCGCCGCCUCUGAAAUGGUUAAUUGCCAGCCAUUUGUGGUGCAUACCUCGCACGGAGCUUUGGCUAUAGCCCACAAUGGAGAGUUGGUGAAUUGUGAACAGUUGAGGAGAGAGGUUUUGGAUCGUGGUGUUGGUUUAUCUACCCACAGUGACAGUGAACUGAUUGCCCAGUCACUGUGCUGUGCGCCCGAAGAUGUUUCUGAACAUGAUGGCCCCAAUUGGCCGGCACGUAUACGUCACUUUAUGACAUUGGCUCCGUUAUCCUAUUCCCUGGUCGUUAUGCACAAAGAUAAAAUCUAUGCAGUACGUGAUUCCUAUGGCAAUCGUCCUUUGUGUCUUGGCAAAAUUGUGCCCAUUACUUUGGGUGCUGGUAAUGUUGAAGAGUGUCCAGCCGAGGGUUGGGUGGUGUCCAGUGAAAGUUGUGGUUUCCUCUCCAUCGGAGCACGUUAUGUGCGUGAGGUGGAGCCGGGUGAGAUUGUGGAAUUAACACGCAACGGUUUUCGCACGGUGGACAUUGUGGAGAGACCUGAUUAUAAGCAUAUGGCUUUUUGUAUUUUCGAAUAUGUGUAUUUUGCUCGCAGUGAUUCUACGUUUGAGGGUCAAAUGGUUUAUUCGGUUAGGGAGCAGUGUGGUCGUGAGUUAUUUAGAGAAUCUCCCGUGGCAGCAGAUAUUGUUAGUUCCGUGCCGGAAUCUGGUACAGCAGCGGCGCAUGGUUAUGCCAGAGAGUCUGGUUUACCAUUUUCCGAAGUUUUGUGCAAGAAUCGUUAUGUAGGCCGUACCUUCAUUCAACCUUCUAAUCGCUUAAGGAAAUUGGGUGUGGCAAAGAAAUUUGGUGCUUUGUCGGCAAAUUGUGAGGGUAAACGUGUGGUUCUUAUUGACGAUUCUAUAGUGCGUGGCAAUACAAUUGGCCCCAUUAUCAAAUUGUUAAAGGAUGCUGGUGCCACAGAGGUGCACAUACGUAUUGCCAGUCCUCCCUUGUUAUAUCCCUGUUAUAUGGGCAUCAAUAUUCCCACCAGAGAAGAACUGAUAGCUAAUAAACUGAAUCCCAGUGAAUUGGCCAAAUAUGUGGGUGCCGAUAGUUUGACCUAUUUAAGUGUGGAUGGUUUAGUUCGCGCUGUGCAAUACAGCAAAGCCGUUUCAAAUCCCAUUAAAUCUGGCUACUGUACGGCUUGUUUGACUGGAGAGUAUCCUGGUGGGCUGCCAGAAGAACUGAGUUGGUAGUUAUCUCCCCUGAGCUCACAAAUAUUAUAAACCUUUAAUAGAUUAGCUGUAUAUUUAUGUAAAAUAAGUUUAAUUUAAUUUUUUUUUUUUUUUGUAAAUGUAUUUUAUUACCACUAAAAAUAUGCAUAAUACUCAUAUAGAAAUAAACAUAAUGUUGUCAUAAUAUUUAAAAAUUAUGCAAAAUUAAAAAAAAGAUGAAUAAAAAAAA
Molecule: messenger RNA, 2159 nt
Organism: Calliphora vicina (urban bluebottle blowfly)
Lineage: Eukaryota; Metazoa; Arthropoda; Insecta; Diptera; Calliphoridae
Gene: Prat2
Product: Phosphoribosylamidotransferase 2
Exons: 6
Coding region: 323-1951 (542 amino acids)
Biological process (GO): purine nucleotide biosynthetic process; purine nucleobase biosynthetic process
Molecular function (GO): amidophosphoribosyltransferase activity
Source: RefSeq, a predicted model, not a curated record